GCAGUGGGACCCCUGCGAUCUGGCAUCUUAUCCCCUAUCCUUUAGAUAUUUGCAUAAGAUGUCUAGGGGCGGAGUACCCCUUUAACUCAUUCUCUGCCCCUAUUUAUAUGCCAUACACUCUCUCUCAUAUCUGGAAAGCUAUGACCAUUUCCUGUUACUCCGGUCAUGUGACAAUGGCGCACUCGCUGUGUUCUGCCCGAGAAUCGCGCUGUCCUCGCUCCGCGUCAUCAUGCUAAUGCACAUGAAUGGACAAUGUCUUAAUGAGGUAUUCCAGGAUUUUUUUUUAUUUGACUAUGCUACAGAGGCUGUAAACUUAAUGUAGUUCAUAAUAUAGUGACUGAUGUAUUGCAUUGAAUGGAUCACAGAUGUGUUUCAAUGGGUGGGGUGGCUGAUGUGUGGGCAGGGGGGAAAGUGACUUCAUACUUACAAGCAUGGAACUAUGGGAUGUGUAGUUUAAAGAACGAAAUUCAACAGGAAAUACCCAGUUCUGGCAGGUACGUACUAAAAUCACCUUAUGGUGGAUAACCUCUUUAAGUCUUAAAAUAUUUAGAUUCAGAUGAAUCUAAAUGUGUUGGGAAAUCCUGAGAGAAAUUGGUAAUAUCAAACCGAUUUAUUUAUCUUUUCUUGGGAACUACAUAGAUCAUACUUUUUUAUGCAGCCCUUAUCAUAUAUACAGUACAUUACAUAUUAAAUGUGUUUCUAUGAUUAUUUACUAAUAUCUACAUCUUCUUCACAGAACAGAAACUAAGAAUAAUGCAGCAUUUGUUCUGACUUUAUAGUGUAACUUCAUUCGAGCGUGUAUAAACUCUAUUCUUUAUCUGUUACUAUUUAUUACAGACAGUAAAAUCCUUUGAGAUGUAACCUCUCAUUAGCAUCAGUGUUCUAGAGGUAGCAUACACAAACUGCGGCCAUCAAUCACACCCAGACAGCCCAGUGGAAAAAGAUGAAUUUGGAUCCUAAUGCAAGAAGACAUUGCUCUGACAUUGGUUGAAAAAGCCAUUUUGUUACAGAGAUUAAAAAACAAUAGUAAAACUUCAGCAACAUUGUAUAUACAGGCUUACUAUAUUGUUAUGUUACUUAAUUUGAAUUAACUUGUAAUCCUAUCAAGUACCUAUUUACAUGGAAUAGACCAGCAUUGCAUCAUAAGGUAUUAAACACUCUUAAAGGGGUACUCCGCUGGAAACAUCCCCUAUCCAAAGGAUAGGGGAUAAGAUGUUAGAUCAAGAUGUUGGACCACCGCAAUCUCUGCAGCGGUACCCCUGUCAUUCGCGGCACUGAGCGAAUUCCACUCCGCGCCUGAUGACUGAUGCAAGCCACCACGCCCCCUCCAUUCACGUCUAUGCGAGGAGGCGUGAUGGCUUUGUACUAGCAUGGUGUGACGUCACGAAUGUGGAAGCUGCAAGCCUCCGUGUUCUGGACGGUGCCGGUGCCAGACCGGAGAUCGAGGGGGGUCCCAAGCGGCAGGACCCUCGCGAUCUAACAUCUUAACGCCUAUCCUUAGGGUAGGGGAUAAGAUAUUUCCAAUGGAGUACCUCUUUAAAGGCUUGUUUAUGUCUUAUUAAGGAUAUAGGCCACAUAGAACAUUUUGGGGCAAUCUGUGGUUCCAUGUCCUACCAGUGGAGCAUGUAUUAAAGUGUCUCUAGCUAUGCAUUGUCAUGCUCUGCUGUCCGCAUGGAAAGGAAUGAUACAGCCGCUAUAAUUUGUGCUUCUCCUUUAGUUGUACAGUAACUUCUUGUGUGUGGCCCUGUUGGUUGUGUUUCCUACUAGGCCGAAGAGUAUGUAAAUACUGAAAAUAUUUCCCAAGGAGAUGUCCUUAAAUGAAGCUGUGCAUGGAGUAAGCAUAUGUAGACCCUUUCGGACCUUCGUAGUGAAUGUUAAGCAGCAGACCCAUGUACAGCUGUCAUGAGACAAGUGGGUGGGCUCGAGCCAGAGACCAAGCAGGUGCCAAAAGACAAGUCGGUGGGCCAGAGGCAGUGACCAAGCAGCUGCUAUGGAACAAGCCAGCCUGGCUUCCCUGAAGCUUACUUAGGGGUCUAUCUAUCCAAGUCAAGUUGAAUGAGCGGACUUGUGGGAUUGUGACAACAACAUACCAUAUUACUCAAGGGUAAUUUGGAUGCUACACUGCAGCAACAUAAAAUAUGUAAAGUGAAGCACAUUCCUGGAAAGAAGAAAUUAACCGAUUUAAUUAGAACAAAGCCUUCCACAACCAUCUAAAGGAAACACUGCACAAGCUGAACAAACAGACAGAAGCAUAACCUCUACUCCGAUCCCUAUUAAAGGGAGAAAGAGCCCAUGUUGUAGAGGACACAUGCUGCAUUAACUUCUAUGAGAGUUCUGAAAAUACCAGAGAACAGCACUCUAGGACAACCAUUCCUCUGGGCCAAAAUGAAGUCCCAGCCGAUGACAGCACCCCAAACAACAGUUGUCGCACCUGCAUUAAGGGAGAAUGCUACAGAAGCCAUGGCUCCAGGCGAUGGGAAAGAUAACCACUUUUCAAAGCUCAAAGAGAAGUUCAUGAAUGAGCUGAAUAAAAUUCCCUUGCCACCAUGGGCCAUAAUCGCAAUAGCCAUUGUUGCGGUCUUGUUGAUACUCACUUGCUGCUUCUGUGUGUGCAAGAAAUGCUUGUUCAAAAAAAAGAAUAAGAAGAAGGGCAAAGAAAAAGGUGGAAAGAAUGCUAUUAAUAUGAAAGAUGUAAAAGAUUUGGGCAAUACCAUGAAAGACCAGGCAUUAAAGGAUGAUGACGAUGAUGAUGCUGAGACUGGAUUAACCGAUGGGGAAGAUAAAGAACAACCUAAAGAAGAAGAGAAGCUAGGAAAACUUCAAUACUCAUUGGAUUAUGAUUUCCAAAAUAAUCAGCUGAUGGUGGGGAUAAUUCAAGCUGCUGAGCUACCUGCUUUAGAUAUGGGAGGUACAUCAGAUCCUUAUGUGAAGCUUUUUUUGCUGCCAGAUAAGAAGAAGAAAUUUGAAACGAAGGUCCACAGAAAAACCCUUAACCCUGUUUUCAAUGAGCAAUUCACUUUUAAGGUGCCCUAUGCAGAGUUAGGUGGGAAGACAUUAGUGUUGACUGUCUAUGAUUUUGAUCGAUUCUCUAAGCAUGACGUUAUCGGAGAGGUGAAGGUGCCCAUGAACACUGUUGACUUUGGUCAUGUAACAGAAGAGUGGCGAGAUCUUAUUAGUGCUGAAAAAGAAGAGCAAGAGAAACUUGGUGACAUCUGCUUCUCCCUCCGCUAUGUACCCACGGCUGGCAAACUAACGGUUGUUAUUCUGGAAGCGAAGAACCUAAAAAAGAUGGAUGUUGGUGGUUUAUCAGAUCCCUAUGUGAAAAUUCAUCUCAUGCAGAAUGGAAAAAGACUGAAGAAAAAGAAGACAACUAUUAAGAAGAAUACUCUUAAUCCCUACUACAAUGAGUCAUUUAGCUUUGAAGUACCAUUUGAGCAAAUUCAGAAAGUGCAAGUUGUUGUAACUGUUUUGGACUAUGACAAGAUUGGAAAGAAUGAUGCUAUUGGGAAAGUGUUUGUAGGCUACAACAGUACCGGUGCAGAGCUCCGGCAUUGGUCAGAUAUGCUGGCCAAUCCACGACGACCCAUUGCACAGUGGCAUACUUUAACGCCUGAGGAAGAAGUAGAUGCAAUGCUUGGCGUGAAAAAAUAAGGAGAAUCCAAUCUGCAGUUGCCCAUAUAGUGCUCUUUAGCCAGUAUAUGUAAAUACCUCAGUAGUAUGGGUCCUUUCAUGUCUUUCCAUGCAUUCCUACUCCAGGUCAUUCGUACCUAUUCAUUUGAUUUGCACAAAUUUUUAUGUCUUUACUUCCCUUGAAAAGAAAAAAAAAACAUAUUGUGCGCCACACAACUGCCCUCUUACUCUUCUUUUUAAGCAAUAUGAUGUGUAGAUAGAGCAUGAAUCGAUUUGUUAUCACACUCUUGUACAUAACAGUAUGCCAACAUUUAUUUCUAGUCUGUGUAUUUGUAUGUUGUACGCAUUUCUUAUUCUGUGUAUACUUCGAUGUUUUUAAUAAGAUGUUCUAUUUUAAACAAUGUAAAUUGACUAAAUAUAGAAGAGCUGAUACUAUAUUACAGGUUAAUUAUCGUAUCGUCCGCAUUCCAGGAGAAAUUCCAACUUAUAAGGCACUAGUAGAGUUGCACUGACAUCUUAAAGGACAACUUAAAUCUGAGCACGACCAGAUCCAUGCAAUUACUAAAUAGGCGUACAUUCCAUAUUUUCUGUGAGCAAAUUAGUUCAUACGUGUAGAUUUUAGUCAGCGGCAACAACUACAAUUGGAGGAGAAGUGUAAAUGUCCACGACAGGUCUGGCCACUAGAUGCCAAGCUAUUACUUUGUAUAUAUUUCUGUGUUUAAAAAAAAAAAAAAAAAAAGAAAAAAAAAGUCUAAGCUAAAAUUGUGGCAUUUUUCAACCUGAGCGAUGAGGUAAUAACAGGGAAUACAGAGAUUCUGUAUAUGUGUAUGUAUAUAUAAUCUCCAGGACUACUCCUUAUAUCCCAUGAGAUUCGCUUGUGCAAACAGCGCCUUUUGCUUGUCAAAGUCCUGUAAAUUUUAGCUUUAGAUAGAAUAUACAUCUCGUGGUUUAUCUGUAUGUUUUCACAUGCCAUAUAUCAUAUACUCUGUGUGUAUAUGUUGUACUCGCAUAUCCUGUUUCACGGAUAGAUCGUGAGGCAUACUGACCAUUGCUGGAAAGCAUUCUGCUGAGUACACCGUCACCUACGUUUUCAUAGUUAACAAUCAGUAUUGUGACCCAAUAUAUAUAUAUAUAAAGACUAAACUGAUUUAGCCAUAAUUCUGAAUGCACUUCAAGUAAGCCAAAACAGCUAGUGACCUUUUUUAUAUAUACUAUUUGUAUAAUGAGUUUUAAUUUGUCCUUUAAAAAUGGUAUAAAACAAAGAACAAGUGCUAGCAAACUGGAGCACCCUCUUGUGUAUACUAGAUGCUCAUUUCAGGAGGAGUUUUUAAAUGUUUUCAAUGUUAUUAUGUAGUAAAUGGCACUAUUAUGAAGCUAUUAGUCAUUCCAUAAGAGUCUUAAACGACUGCUCUGUGUAUCACUGUGACUGCCGUGUGUGCUUAGAUGAAACUUAGUUCUCUCAGUGAAUAGCAAUCAAUUAAUUCUAUAGUGAUAUUGUACUGAUACUGCCAUCUUUUUCUACUGCUGCAGGAGAGCAUAGCACAAAUAGGUUACUAUGGACCAAUUUGAAACUGGGAGCUAUGCUGGUUCCUGGAUACAGAAUAGAUCACACAGCAAUGUAUCGAGCACUGUGCAAUAUUAUCCAUAAAUUAUCUAUAUUUAAAUAUAUAUAUAUAUAUACAUUAAAAAAAUAUAUAUCGAUAAACAUUGCAGUCCAAAUCUAGUUAUCUUUACAAAUAUCAUUUGGUGAGAAGACGUUGUGAAACAAUAUAUUGUAUUUAUCUUUAUUUUCACUGCACAGAUCAGGAAUAGGAGAUAGUUAUUUUAUUUAAGUAUUUAUUGUUUGCUUGCUUUUUUUUUUUUUUUUUUUUUUUUUUUAAGACACUGGAUCAUGAAUACAAAACAGGGCAUAAUACUCAAAUGAAUUUGUGUGCAAGAUGCAUCCGUGAUCUCCCUGCCGAGAUACAAUUAGCCAUCUUAUCUAGAUGCGCAACCAAUACUAAUCAAUGGGAUCAUUCUUAAUGUUGUCCCUCUUAUAUUACUGAUAAGGAUUAAGGAUAGAACAUGUUAUUAACUAGACGAGAUUUUUACUAUUAAACUAUCAGAGAAUACCCUGUUAUCUUGGCUCUAGAGUGGCAUUAAUAAUGUAGAAUGGUUUUAGGCCUGAAUGCAUAAUCUGAAAUAGUAAGGUGUGUAUAUAUAUAUAUAUAUAUAUAUAUAUAUAUAUAUAUAUAAAUUCAUCAUACUAUUUUAGUUUAUUAUUGCUGUUAUUAUAUUCUAAUUGUUUUUCUUUUUUUUUCCCCCAAACUCUGUCUAUAUGUCUAACGGAUAUGCUCAAAAUGCAGGUUCGUACUGCCGAAUAUAUAGAUAUUAUAGAUAUUAAUGCAUUUUUACUCAUCUUUUUACUCCCGCCUCUUAAUAUAAGAUGGUUAGAAACUUCCUGAACCUGCUCUUUGAUCAGAAUGGAGUGAAAACCAUAAACAGCCACAUCUACCUUUUGGACAAAGCUGUGUAAAGUCUUAGAAUCUGAUGCUGUAGAAAUCCUAGUUGCCUUUGUCUAUACUUACUGCCUGCUUGAGUGUUUCUAUGUGUGAGUUUCUCUCCUGUAUCUCGUAGAAAUGUUUGGGUGUUUUCUCUUGCCAUAUUGCUCGUGACCCGCGGGCUAACAAAGUUUGCUGUGUAUACCUUCAUUUUUGAUGAAGUGGUUACAAUUUAGUUUCACUUUGUGUAGUGAUUCCCACAGUAAAGUUUUCAGAUCGUUGUUAAAAACCUUGACAUAUUCAGCAAAUAUUCAAUAAAAAUAUUUUAUUUCCUGUU
Molecule: messenger RNA, 6447 nt
Organism: Hyla sarda
Lineage: Eukaryota; Metazoa; Chordata; Amphibia; Anura; Hylidae
Gene: SYT1
Product: synaptotagmin 1
Exons: 12
Coding region: 2326-3651 (441 amino acids)
Biological process (GO): regulation of dopamine secretion; calcium ion-regulated exocytosis of neurotransmitter; cellular response to calcium ion
Cellular component (GO): synaptic vesicle membrane; axon; dense core granule
Molecular function (GO): clathrin binding; calcium ion binding; calcium-dependent phospholipid binding
Source: RefSeq, a predicted model, not a curated record